UGGAUACAUAGCUAUAAUUCAUUAAUCAUCGUUGAUUUUGAAGACUAUUGUUAAGAUGAUAUCAACAAUUGAUUUUAUUAUUAGGAUUACAUUAACAAUUAUGUCAUGUACGUGGGACAAUUUAAACUAGCGAUGAAGAUAAAGAUAAGAAAGUAAAGAGAGAUCCUUAGGAUAAGGAAAAUAAUAUAAUUACUCAAUUACAAAAGCCGGAAGUAUAUCACUAUAUAAUGAAUAGAUAAACUCUUCUUUAGCUGUAUAUGUUCGACGUUUUUCGGCCAAUAUAUCCACAAAUGGUGCUUCUUCAGCAAUUUGAUCAGUUUUUACCGAAAACGUAUCUUUUUCUUGUAAAUCCUUCUGAUAUUCAUUAUUUUCCGUUACAUCUUGAGAAGCCUAUCUUUGGAAGUUACAAUGAUGAAGAGAAAGAUACUGGACGGAUUGUGUUUCACGUACCAGCAGUGUAUGGAAAUAAAGUCAAAAUUCACGAUUGGCAGAUGAAAACUUUGGCGGAGCCUAGAGACAACGUGGAUAUAUUCCCGCCGAAGGGAAAUCUUCACAAAUCUUCCUAUCACAAACUCGGUCCGGAAGAAGAAAGCAUCGGAAUUUCGGAGACACACGACAUGCUGUCGCAAAUCGAGUCAAAAGACGAGCACAGACCGAUUACUUGUCCGCGACGUAAUUUACUCGCAAUGCAAUCGCUCGCUUCGGCAGAAAAAGACUAUGAGGAAAAGGAAUUACAACUGACGGAUAUUCUUCUGGAUCCCAUGGCUUUUUGUCAAAUGGAUUAUCGCACCACCGUGAACGUCGAUUAUCGAUCACCUCAUCCUCCGAAACCAAAACCACCACCAUUGCCACCACCACCGGAACCAUGGUUGUUAAAUCGGCGCACUGUCGGCUACAGUCUUCAGGAUUUAGAAAAUCGUUGCGGACAUCACACAUUUUUGGAUGAUGACAUGGACCUUCACCAAAGAAUAGCAGACUUAAAAAUGAAAAGACUGCUUCCGCCCUUGUUUGCGAUCAUCAGAAUGGUUACUGUGGCAGAAGAUAGAGAAACGGUUGUACAAAAGGGCUUGUCUGAGUGGUGGAGCGAGGAGACGGAAUACGUGUUUCAGAGGAUUGAGAGAUGGGCGGCUUUCGCACGUGGCUACUAUCGUCUUCGAUCGCAAAGAUGGUCCAAGAAUCAGCAAGCGACGCAGGAAUCUUCAGGCGAGACCGCUUGCACGCCGCAAUUCUACAGUCUCAAGCGAUCCAGACGAAAAUCGGGUCCGGAAGAAACAAAGAUCAACUGUUGCGGCACUUUCAACUAUCAGUCGAACAGCAAGCUGGACAGCAACUGUCUGGAAACGUAUCGAUACGAUCAUAGCAUUUAUUUUAAGACCAUCGGUGAUAUCAGGAGCGACAAAAGAGACUUCAGGGACCAAGACGAGGAGAAAGUAUCCAUCAGCAGCGAGGAACUGGUUGAAUGGGACGUCAGCUCGCUCACCGAUCUAAUUACUGAUAAAUUGGUUUCUAAAGAGACAUGUAACAACAAUCGUUUAAAUAAUCUGAAUAUUGCAGACACUGUUAUUGUUGAACAAGAGGAGAACAGAAUGACGCAAAACGCCUGGCCAAUUGUGGACCUGUCCAAACUCGACCUGAAUUUGACGAACAGUCGAGCCAGAGACGAGCGGCUUUCUCAUCUGGUUGAUCAAGACAAUUAUGGAAAAGAUGAGAGGCAAUUGGAAAACAACAAUAUAGACAGCCUGAAGAUGGAUAAAAUAGAUAAUGAGAAUCAGGAGGACGAGUCGAAAGGCCACGAGAGGAUGAAGAGGUUUCGCUCGGUCCGGAAAACCAAACGAUCAUCUAGGAAUGUGCGGAGGCCGCCAAUCGUCGGCGAAAACAAUGUCGUCUGGCCGGGAAUCCUUUUGAAUUACACCAACAACUUCGAUGUCGCUGGCAAUCCUCAUGAGUAAAAGUCGUCGAAGAGAAAAAUAAACAUAUAAGCGUUUCGAUUGAUUACGCAACUAAUUUUACAAAAUAACAGCGAUUUAUAUUUACUGUUAUUUAUUUUAUUAAUGGAGAUGCUUCGCGUUUCUUUAUUAAUUUGCAUGCUAUUUUAUUUGCACGAAAUUUUAUUAUACGUUUUACUAGGGUUUUUAUUGAGGAAUGCAUGUUAUCGAUGACGGAAUUCUGCGCGAAUAAAAACGUAAUGACGAAUUGCAAAUAUAAUGACUUUUUGCAGAGAAACUUUUGAUUAAUAGUUACAGUGGGUGAGGAAAAUUUGUGUGAUGAUUAUAUGAAAUAAUAAAUAGACUUUGCUGUAAUUAUAUUCAUAAGCACAUUCACAUUGCAUAUAAAUGAUUAAAAUAAAGUAUACAUACAAUAAUGUAUAAUGUAAGCUAAAAGCAAAUGUGUGUAGCGUUAUGGCGAAAGAAAUUUUUCAGAUUUUAUCAAAUAUGACGCAAUGUUACAUAUUUUGCGAAAAAUA
Molecule: messenger RNA, 2464 nt
Organism: Linepithema humile (Argentine ant)
Lineage: Eukaryota; Metazoa; Arthropoda; Insecta; Hymenoptera; Formicidae
Cellular component (GO): plasma membrane
Source: RefSeq, a predicted model, not a curated record